UACAAUUAAUUUUGAUAUAUACAACUUUUAGGGAUACUUUUUUUUUUUAGUGUAUAAAUUUUGAACAAAAUCACGUGUUAGUUUGUGUUAUUAAUAGCAAAAAAAGUUACCAUCAAUAGCUCUUAAAAAAAUUUAGCUAGUUAGCCUACAAAAAAUUUCUUCUCUCCACCUUAAUUGAUUUUUAUUUUCUUCCUAAAAUCUAGUUAUGGUCUUCAAAAACAUUAACUCCUGUUCUCCAUUCCUUCCCCAUUCUAUUGACUUUUAUAUUUCACUUCAUUAAUAUUUAUCCUCCAAUUUUCUUCAAAUAAUCAAACUCACUUUUUCUUUAAAACACAAAAUUUUCCUCUAUAUAAACACAAUCUUAGCUCCCAUAGACUUUGUUCAUUGCACCCACUCCUCUUCACUUCAACCAUACUCCAUUGCUCCCAUUCUCUCCCACACACUCUCUCUCGCGCUCACUCGUGCUCUCUCCCUUACAAUGUCAACAUAUGAAGAAGACAAACAAGGGGAAACCCUUCAAAAAAUAAAACAGCGAAACAAGGUUGAUGUGAUUCAGAUUGGGCUAAGAACAGCUGCACUCGCAACGUCGAUAGUAGCUUCUUCCAUAGUAUUCACUUGUAAUCAAACUGCCAUUAUAUUUGGAAUGCAAAUGGUAGCCAAAUAUAGCUACUCCUCAGCUUUCAAGUUUUUUGCAUAUGCAACAGCAAUAGCAAGCCUGUUUUCUCUUCUUUCCUUGAUCCUCACCUUCAUUCGACCGCGAAUUGCAUCAACUAAAGCUAAUCAUCAUUUGUUCUUCUUCUUGCAUGAUCUGGUAACAAUGUCACUAUUACUAGCAGGGUGCGCGGCAGCAACAGCCAUAGGGUACGUAGCGCAAUAUGGUUAUGAACAAUCAGGCUGGAUGCCAAUCUGUGACCAUUUUCAUAGCUUCUGCCACAAGGCCAUCUUCGGCAUAGUCUUUGGCUACUUCUCUUGCAUCAUCUUCUUCGUCCUCACCAUCAUCAACGCUACCAAGUCUAUCACUAAUACUCACUAUUUUCCUUCUCAAAUCUAAAAUAAAAUAAAAUUGUUGUUGUAUACAUAGAUCGAACGAAUGAACUUAUAAUUGUAAGAGAAUGUAUUAAUUAUGUUGUUGAUACCGCGGCUUGGUUGUUGAUGAAUGAUGAUUUCAUUAGUGAGAAACACACUAAUUAAUGUUGAA
This is a messenger RNA of Chenopodium quinoa (quinoa), 1198 nucleotides long. RefSeq names its product CASP-like protein 1F1. NCBI's taxonomy places the organism in Eukaryota, Viridiplantae, Streptophyta, Magnoliopsida, Caryophyllales, Amaranthaceae. The record is from RefSeq and is a predicted model, not a curated record. The transcript is spliced from 3 exons. Bases 479 to 1051 code for a protein of 190 amino acids.